Molecule: messenger RNA, 2452 nt
Organism: Saccostrea cuccullata (small rock oyster)
Lineage: Eukaryota; Metazoa; Mollusca; Bivalvia; Ostreida; Ostreidae
Exons: 6
Coding region: 211-1209 (332 amino acids)
Source: RefSeq, a predicted model, not a curated record
UGUUUCCAUUGAUCCGCUUGCUUGACAACCCCGCUCUAUUUCCGAGGUGUGUUAGAGGAUAUUUAAAAACACGGCGGAUUUGGGGGAUUUCGAAAUAAACGAAACACGUAAAAAUAAACAACAGGAAAUACCCCGUGAGUACCAGGUUGUUCAUCUCGAAGGAAACGUAAACUACAUUGUCGUCUUCCCAAGUCUAUGAAUUGACCAGCAAUGCCUGAGGAAAAGAAGUGUUUUUUCACGGUGGCGGUGGCAGUUGGAAUACCCGCACUGCUUAUACUGAUUCUCAUACCAAUCAGUUUCUCGACAUUGGAAUAUUAUGAGAUGGGAUUUGAAAGACAGAAAUCAUCUGGAACCGUGGAUAAAUCGGAAGUAUACACCAACGGAAAAUACUUCGUUGGCCCAGAUGUAGAAUUCAAGGUUUUCAGUUCAGAUGCACAUUUCGUCACCUUAAAAGACAUUGCAAUUUUCACUGCUGAUAAGUUAGAGGUGAAAAUGACGGCAAAUUUACAGUACUUCCUCCGUGCAGAUGAGCUCGUCCUCCUGCACGACGCCUAUGACACAGACUAUCGGGACAUCGUUAAAAACAGCGCUCUGGACGCCGUCAAGGGCGCAACUACAGGGUAUAAUACUAGAGAAUUGAUCACAAACCGUAAGGUAAUGGAGGAGGCGGUGUAUAAAGCGGUACGUGACAGACUGGGAGGCACCUGCUGUAGGUCGGACUGUUCCUCCUACAAAUACGCUUGUCCUGCUGGAUGUAAACCGACAUCAACAUGCACUUCCGCUGACAAAGGAAUUUACGUAGACGUCAAGUACUUCCAGUUAGGAACGAUAACUAUCCCGAGUGACGUUCAGAGCCAGUACAUGAAGGCUUUAACGUUACAGGAGGAAGCCGAUAGAGAAAAACUUCUUCAGGACGCACAAGUUGUCAGGAAGAAUACUACGGCGAUGGUACAGGUAAUCAAGAACGAGGCUGCGGAAAUUCGAGAGAAUGGAACAGCCUAUGCCAAUCUCAUAACAGUGACGUCACAAGCUAAUUAUACGGCCACCCUGGAAACAGCUCGCGCUGACGGACUGAAGGGGGUCUUCACAUCCCUAGGGUUCACUCAACAGCAAUAUAAGAGCAGCUUUGACUACCUCAAAACGCUUCGUGGAAUGGACAAGGCGCAUCUUACUGUUGACUUCCAGCAAAGGAUUGUGGGGAAUUUAUAGCAUUAUAUUAGUAACAUAAAUGGUAUAACUUCGUUAAAUAUUUAUACUCCUUUUGUUAAAUAUACAAUGUAUUUUUGAGCAUGCCGUAAUACCUCAAACUCUAAAAAACUGAAAUAGAAAUGAAAUACUUACAAAAAAGUGAAUAAAUAUGACACAUUGAAUUUACUUAGAUGCUAUAUUUGACCAAUAAAAAUUGGAGUAAGCUUAUGAUUUAAUGAAGUUUUUAAUUUUUUUUCUUUGUGCCAAAAUUUACUUUUUCUCGACGCUUAGUGAUUGAAGUCACAAAUAUGCCAUCGUUUAACUUUGUUAAAUUUCACACAUUAUAAUACUCGUACAUCGAUUACAUCUUCGUCUUUAAGAUUGAUAUGAAUAUUCAAGAGAUUAUCAUAUUUUCAAAUCAAACACCUCAUUAAUUAUGUAUGCAGCUUCAAUUUAAAGUUAACAAUACAUGUGCAUGUACUUAUUACAUUUGCUUCUUUGUUAUUUAUAAAAAUAACUUAUUAUUAAAAUACAUAUAGCGAAGUUAUCUUUAUAUACUCUGUUUUACACCCCUAUUUUCACUAUGAAGAUGUAUUUUCAGAUUUUAGUGCCAUAACUUACAGUCACUAUACAUACCUUUAGCUGCUGUGAGAAUGCUGUGAUAACUCGAAUGACAAUUCUUUUUUUUUGUUUCUGCUCAAAAUUUUGAAUGUAUACCACCAGGAAGUAUUGCCUUUGUAAUGUUCUUUCUGUUUGUAUAUUUUAAAGGUUUAAUUUCACAUUGCUAAAAUAUAAAGUGAAGAUGGGAGAUAAAAAUACUAGUGUCUUAUACAUAGGUAUGGUAUUCAAAAAAUCAACGAAAAUACAUUAAAUGUUUCAAAGCUUUAAUACUUAAUUUAUUACCUAUUAGCUAGAAUGUAAAUUCCCUUCUUUUUUAAAAUGCACAUAAAAUUCCAAUUUCCAUAGCAACGGUCUAACAUUUCUAAAUGGUUUUAGAAAAAUCUUUAUACACUGAAAUUAAUAUACACUGUGGUUAAUGCCUCAUUUUCUGUUUAAAUAUUUUCAUAUACAUGUUUUCAUUUGGACUGUUUUGUAAAAUGUCAAGAUUGUUUUUAUGAAGAUUUAGACACACUUCAUUUAAAUGUACAAUUGUCUUUCUUUAGUAUAUUUAUAGUAACCUGUUUAACCAUUUCUAUGUAACAUUUAUCUGUUGUUGACAAUCUAAAGCUGAAUUCAUUAAUUUUGAAUAAAAGCUUUUCAUUCA